GCGUUGCUGAUUGGCUGGUUUGAACGAUGCUGCGCGGGCUGCUCCGGCGCGUGGCUCCAACCGUCACCUUGAGGGUGGAGGCCCCCUCCCCCCGUGUCCUCUCCCCGGGGACCCCCCUCUCGUCCCGGGCCCUCAGGCCUCCCUCCUGGGCCGCAGCCUGUCCGCUCCUCCCCGCAGGCCGCCGCGCUUUCUGCAGCGGGCCAAGCGGCUGCUGGCGGUGUGGGGCGGAGCGGGCCUCCGGGGCGGAAGAGGCGGUGGCGGCCUUUUUCUGCCCGUCCUGUCGCGCCUUGCAGCCCCCGGACCGGCGCCGCGACUACUUCCAGCUGCUGGGCCUCCAGCGCCGCUACCGCCUGGACGCCGAGCAGCUGCGGCGGAGCGUGCGGCGCCUCCAGCGGGAGCUGCACCCGGACAACUUCAGCCGCGGCUCCGAGGACGAGCGCCGCUUCUCGGAGGAGCAGUCGGCGUUGGUGAACGAGGCGUACGGGACGCUGCUGAGGCCUCUGUCCCGGGGCGUGUACCUCCUGCGGCUGGAGUUACCGGGGGAAGCCGGCCUCGGGGAGGAACCGGAGAGCGGGCAGGCCGACAGCGGGGAGGAUCCCACCUUCCUGGCCGCCGUCCUGCGCCUCAACGAGCGGCUGGAGGAGGCCCGGGGCCCGGAGGAGAUCGGGCAGGUGUCCGAGGAGGUGGAGGCCCGGCUGCGGGAGCUGGACGCGGAGGUGGCCCGGGCCUUCGAGGGGGGACGCCCGCGGGAUGCUCUGCCGCUGCUGAAGCAGAUGCGAUACUGGAGCAGCCUCGGGGAUCGGAUAAAGGAGCGUUUGCUGCCCCGCUGA
Molecule: messenger RNA, 830 nt
Organism: Hemiscyllium ocellatum (epaulette shark)
Lineage: Eukaryota; Metazoa; Chordata; Chondrichthyes; Orectolobiformes; Hemiscylliidae
Gene: hscb
Product: HscB mitochondrial iron-sulfur cluster cochaperone
Exons: 1
Coding region: 27-830 (267 amino acids)
Biological process (GO): protein complex oligomerization; [2Fe-2S] cluster assembly
Cellular component (GO): mitochondrion
Molecular function (GO): protein-folding chaperone binding; ATPase activator activity
Source: RefSeq, a predicted model, not a curated record